AUGCAAGGAGGAAUCGAGGGCGCAGGCAUCGCGUAUGCCCUUGUGCGCGAGUAUCUGAAGCUGAACGGUUGUCACCGUGCUCUCGACGCGUUCAUGGAGGAGCAGCAGGCGCCCGCCCACAGUAUCACUAGUCGGAACAAGUUGCGCGAGCUGACGGGUGUCAUGGACCUCGCGAAGGGUUGGAAACGAGACCACCCUGGAACCAGCAGUGCCGAGGUGCCCUCCUGCCUGAACCUCUGGUGCGACGGUCUGGCUCGGAACCUUGGCGGUUCGGGAUCGCAGCGUCAGUCCACCGGACCUGUACGCAGCGGACACUCUCGUCAUCACGGCCACGAGCAACGACAGGCCUCCACCGCGGAGCUGCAGCACACCAACAUCGUCCACCGUGCAAGCGGGCGCGCGACUGGCAGCCGGAUGAGUCGGGACGCGCUCGAGGAGCUAACGUUGAGGUUGGGCCAGAGUACUAUCAGCGGUGCACCGCAAGCCCCGCAAGGCCGCACAGCGACAAAGACGCGAAACACAUGGAAGGAUGUCGAGCUCGCCGCCCAACCUGCGACGAGGGACGAACACCCAGCAGCCGGGAGCUUCAUCAAGCCAGCGCUGCGCGCAGAAGCUGCGAACGUCGUCCGGAAGGCGGACGUGCCCGUUGGUCGGGGUUCCACGAUGGACGUGCGCCCUGACAGCGAGGCGGCCCCCGGCGACGGGUUCGGCGAGAUGAUUCUGGAAGAUUUCGAGGACAGCAGGUCCACGCUCCCGAGCAGCAUGGCUGUCAGGUACCCGCGCGGCCCGGCCUUGGACGAGCGUCAAGUUUCGAGUGGUCGUCGCAUUGCAGCGCGGGACGCUGGCGCCAUCGUGAGCCGCGUGCUCCGAGACACCGGACAGCCGUCUUCGUUCCCAGAUGCAUGGAUCCAGGGCUUCUUCUUCAACUCGGCCCCUCGACUGUCGUGGGGCCUCGUACAGAAAGACGGCGGACCGUGUGGGGUCAUCGCAGCCGUGCAGGCGCACAUGCUCGCGUUUGUGUGCAGGAAGAGGGGCUCCUUCCCAACCUCCAUGUCUGCGUCUGAACAAGUGGAGGCCAUGACGGACACCCUGGCACACAUUAUAUGGCAGUGUCGCAGCCCAUCGGCCUCGCACGCAGCGCUGGCGGUCCCAGCCAGCGGCUCUGCCGCAGACAAUCGCCAUGCUCAAGUGCUGGUGUCCAGUUUUUCGGUCUCCAGCCCGUCCACUCUGGGCGAACUUCGCGACGGCAUCAAGAGGUCGAUCGGACUUUUCAUGGCACCGCGUGGCUGCGGAAUUCUCGCGCUGGUAGCGAGCAUGCUGCUCACCCGAGGCAUUGAUCAGGUGCGGAGUGAGGGCCAGAACGUGUGCGAGCAGGGACGACGCCUCCGCAGCAACAGGUGCACCUCCGCGCAACACGCCCCUGUCCCGUGCGCAGGUCGUUGCUGA
Messenger RNA from Pedinophyceae sp. YPF-701, 1446 nucleotides. The record is from the annotation of a GenBank genome assembly. Lineage: Eukaryota; Viridiplantae; Chlorophyta; Pedinophyceae.